Molecule: messenger RNA, 1420 nt
Organism: Tarenaya hassleriana
Lineage: Eukaryota; Viridiplantae; Streptophyta; Magnoliopsida; Brassicales; Cleomaceae
Product: transcription elongation factor TFIIS
Exons: 2
Coding region: 175-1197 (340 amino acids)
Biological process (GO): DNA-templated transcription; transcription elongation by RNA polymerase II
Cellular component (GO): nucleus
Molecular function (GO): nucleic acid binding; zinc ion binding
Source: RefSeq, a predicted model, not a curated record
CUCCAACUGACAUACAUAUAACACACACAUACACACACACAACUCUUGAAGCGGUUCUGUUGUCGCCACCGCCACAACUCCGCCGCACCUGUCUCCGCCCUUCCGUCUCUUCUCCUUCAGUUGCUGUUUUCUUGUCCGAAUUUGUCUCGGACCUGUCUGGGAUUUGUGGAAACAAUGGAGAGCGAAUUGAUUGAGUUGUUCGAGGCGGCGAAGAAAGCGGCCGAUUCGGCGGCGGUCGACGGUGUCUCCUCUUCUGGCCCGGAGGUUUCUCGAUGUCUCGAUGCCCUCAAACACCUCACGAAAUUCCCCGUGACGUACGACCUGCUCGUCGCCACUCAGGUAGGGAAGAAGCUCAGGUCUCUUGCAAAACAUCCCAGUGAGAGAAUCAAAACUGUUGCUAACGACUUACUCGAGAUAUGGAAGAAAGUCGUCAUUGAAGAGACAGCAAAGGUUAAGAAAAACGGGAGCACGGAAAGCAAGCCCUCUCUAAAAAACGAGGGAGCAAGGGCUGAGACAGUCAAAGAGGAGAAGGCUGAGAAAAUAUCGAAUCCGCAGCCUGUAAAAGUCGAGAAACUGCAGAGGGGUGAUUCCGCUAAGAGAAUGAAGGUAGAGAGAAAGGACUCAGAUGACAAAGUCGUGACCAAAACUCCACCAAAACUGACGUCAAUGGUGAAAUGCAACGAUCCCCUGAGGGACAAGAUUCGAGAAAUGCUAGUAGAGGCCUUGUCCAAGGUGGCCGGAGAAGCUGACGAGGAAAUGAGAGAACGGGUAAAAGCCUGCGAUCCAAUCCGGGUAGCUGUCUCUGUGGAAUCUGCGAUGUUUGAGAAGAUGGGCCGAUCAACGGGUGCUCAGAAACUCAAGUAUAGGUCCAUAAUGUUCAACAUGAGGGAUGGUAAUAACCCGGACCUGAGGAGGAAGGUUCUGAUCGGUGAUGUGACACCACAAAGGCUACUCACGAUGACAGCUGAAGAAAUGGCGAGCGACCAGAGGAAAGAAGAGAACAACCAGAUCAAAGAGAGAGCCCUGUUUGAUUGCGAGAGAGGUGGUGCACCGAAAGCCACGACCGAUCAGUUCAGGUGCGGGAGGUGCGGACAGAGGAAAUGCACUUACUAUCAGAUGCAGACAAGGAGUGCAGACGAGCCCAUGACCACUUACGUAACUUGUGUUAACUGCAACAAUCACUGGAAGUUCUGUUGAUGGGAACUGAGUUAUUGAGAGACAUGUUUAACUCAAUUGAGCUCCCAUUUGUCGGGAGCAUUGAUUACCAGAAUCUGGAGUUCUUGUUCUAAAGCUCGUUGUUAGGAUCAUUUAAUGUUUUAGGAGAGUAAUGAGUAGUGGAAAUUUAGUAUGUCGUUAGGGUUCAUUUGUCUGUGCGACUCUUUUCUCGUGCCCUUGGGGCAGUUGUUUCUAUUUUUUUUUU